AUGUCCUUUAACAACGCAUUUGAUAACGACUUGGAACGAGUAGCUACCAACACCUCCCACAAAUACAAGGAUUUCCCGGAAUUCGAAGCCUUAUCAGAUAGUAUCGAAAACCAGCUACAUCAUAUUGACCAUACUCUUCUUUCAUCAAUCCGCAAAGAUCUUCUUAAUCUCGAUCAAACGCCGGCUGAAGAAGAUCAACUUUUGGCUGAAAAAUUAAGCUCUUCAUUCAAGAAAUGUACCGAAUCGUAUCGUAAGUUGAAUGAAUUUGUCAAGCAAUUAAAUGAUGCAAUAAAACAAAUUGAGAGUGACCAUGGUGAUGUUGAAACUGUAUAUUACUUGAAACAGAAGGAAAGCUUACAAGUAAAGUUAGUUAGGGACAGUCUUGCGAAAUUCAAGAAUUACCAACAAAAAUUUGAAGUGAGGCAACAGAGUCAAUUGCCGAAUGAGGACCAAGGUGAUUCAAGAUUAGAGGAUUCAAAUGAGCAGGAAUUUGGAGAACAGCAACAACAACAACAGCAGCAGCAGGUGCAAAUAACAUAUGAGCCCGUAAAUGCCGAAGAAUUGGAACAACAAACACUAUUGAUACAAGAACGAGAACGUGAGAUUCAUCAGAUUCAUCAGGAUACGCAAGAAAUCAAUAAUAUCUUUUCAAACCUAUCAUCAAUAAUUAAUGAGCAACAAUUGCAAGUCGAUAGCAUAGAGAAUAAUAUUUUUGAUUAUAGUUCAAAUGCACGUCACGCUGCAAGUGAACUACGAAGUGCACAGAGAUAUCAAAGACGUUCUAGUGGUACAUUAUUUUGCUGUUUAAUGAUCCUUAUUGGCGUUGCCCUGUUCAUUAUUCUAAUCGGGUUGAUUUUUUAG
Lodderomyces elongisporus is the source of this 861-nucleotide messenger RNA. RefSeq names its product SNAP receptor (gene PEP12). Gene Ontology annotation, cellular component: SNARE complex; membrane; endomembrane system. NCBI's taxonomy places the organism in Eukaryota, Fungi, Ascomycota, Pichiomycetes, Serinales, Debaryomycetaceae. Gene Ontology annotation, biological process: Golgi to vacuole transport; intracellular protein transport; vesicle fusion. The record is from RefSeq and is a predicted model, not a curated record. Gene Ontology annotation, molecular function: SNARE binding; SNAP receptor activity. The transcript has a single exon. The coding region runs from base 1 to 861 and encodes 286 amino acids.